Molecule: messenger RNA, 889 nt
Organism: Tribolium madens (black flour beetle)
Lineage: Eukaryota; Metazoa; Arthropoda; Insecta; Coleoptera; Tenebrionidae
Gene: Lipt2
Product: putative lipoyltransferase 2, mitochondrial
Exons: 3
Coding region: 184-873 (229 amino acids)
Biological process (GO): protein lipoylation
Cellular component (GO): mitochondrion
Molecular function (GO): lipoyl(octanoyl) transferase activity
Source: RefSeq, a predicted model, not a curated record
ACAUUACACAAGUGUAUUAUUGCUUGUGUAAACACUUUAUAUUGAAAUUAGUUAACUUAUUUUUGUUGCAAAUUUCUUCAAAUAAACCACUUUSACGCACAUUUAAACUAUUGCAAAUCCUUAUCACUCUAUUUUGUCCCCUUGACGCUCCGCCUAAGUAUGUCGUUACCAUAACCUCAAACCAUGCUUAAGUUAGUAAAAGUGUGGCAAAUCGGCCGUUUAAGCUACACAAAAGGCUUAAAAUUACAAAAACAUCUCGUCCACCUACACCAUGAAAARUCCGUACUUGCAAACACGCUUUUGUGUCUAGAGCAUCCCCCUGUCUACACCACUGGAAUUCGCACCAAGGAGUACCCCCAAGCUGUAGCACAAGAAUUAGAGGCUUUAGGAGCGGAGUUCCACAGGACAGACAGAGGCGGAUUGAUUACUUUUCAUGGCCCCGGCCAAUUAGUUGUUUACCCUAUCCUCAAUUUGAAAGAUUUCAAGCCGAGUAUGAGGUGGUAUGUGUGCCAUAUUGAGAAAACUGUGAUACGGUUGUGUAGGAAAAUGGGAAUUGAGGCGGAGACUUCACCACAUACAGGGGUCUGGGUCAAUGAUAAUAAGAUUUGUGCCAUUGGGGUACAUGGGAGUCGAUUUGUGACCUCACAUGGCCUUGCUCUUAAUUGUUGCAAUGAUUUGAAAUGGUUUGACCAUAUUGUACCAUGUGGCAUUGAGGGUAAAGGUGUGACGAGUCUAUCCAAAGAAUUAAAUAGGCAUGUGACUGUGGAAGAAGUAGUUCCUYUGUUUUUGRACAGUUUUUCCGAAACUUUUUCAUGCAAUUAUGUAAAUUUUCCUAAACAUGAAUGUGAUAGCAUUUUAGCAAAAAUUAUUUAAUAAAAUUUUUAUUGGU